Messenger RNA from Balaenoptera acutorostrata (minke whale), 11416 nucleotides. It is a transcript of the gene GPRIN3, whose product is annotated as GPRIN family member 3. Gene Ontology annotation, biological process: neuron projection development. Gene Ontology annotation, cellular component: plasma membrane. The transcript is spliced from 2 exons. The coding region runs from base 507 to 2855 and encodes 782 amino acids. NCBI's taxonomy places the organism in Eukaryota, Metazoa, Chordata, Mammalia, Artiodactyla, Balaenopteridae. The record is from RefSeq and is a predicted model, not a curated record.
GCCGCCGCCGCCGCCGCACCGGCCCCCCUUCCCCGGAGGCUAGGGCGGAGCAGCGCCGCCGGCGAGGACAGAUGGCCGCAGCCCGGGCCUGACGGGUGAGCAGUCGAGCACGUGAACGCUUGGCUCAGUGCCCGGCGGCGGCGGCGGCCCCGCGGUGCCCCCCGGCGUCUCCGCCCGGCCCCUGCGCGCCGCCUCUGCGCUUUGCGUAGUAAUUGCAGUUCCUGCUAGCGGCCCGCUCGCUCCCGGAACGCGUGUGAGGAGGACCGCCGCUGCCGAGCCCGCCCGAGCCAUCGGCGUGGCGCCGGGAGCCGCUGCUCGGGAUAUGCGACGGGAGGCCGUCGGCACAGCGCAGGCAGCGGCCCCGCCGCGCCGGGAGAGCCGGGCGACAGCAGAUUGGUCCUUCAGAGGAACCGUCUCUGAUUGCAUCUUCACUCUGAGCUACGACUGCUUCCCAGUGGGAGCGCUGCUGAGGGGAGAGCUCUGAGAUUUUCCCGAAGAGAAAUUCCAUGGGGACUGUACCUGACCCUCUGAGAUCGGCUAAAACUUCCCUGAUUGCAGCUUCUGCAAAAGGAGAGGACCUAGGAGAGGUUCAGGCUGCUUCACCUCGGCCUCAACCAGCCCUCCUGGGUAGGAACACCAAUGGCCUUUCCGGCACUCCUGCAGAGCCAGACGUCAGUCCCAGGACAGCUGCUGAGGCCCUGAUGCAGGCCACUGAGCAUGAGACCACACAGCCAGCCAUGUCGUCUGCUGGCAUUGUCAGUGAGGUGGGGAAAGCAUCUCCCACGCUGAACUCUCCCGGCAAUACCCAGCUGCCAGGGAGCGGGGAGCCCGCAGCACCGGCCCCACGUUCUGCAGCAGGAAAGGAUCUGAUACACGUAACAUUUACCGCGCCAGCCAAUCAACACGCCCACCCGGCCAUCCCAGGGGACCAGCCCAACUCCAGCCUCCCAUCAGGACCUGAAGACACUCUGGUGAAACCACAGAGAACUGCGGAUGGAGAGCAAGCUGAGAAGUCACGUUGCCCGGUGGCAGGGAUCCGUGGCAAAGAUCAGGUGCCCCCUUACUUUCCUUCUCAGGAAACAAUCCAGGGAAGCGUGCGACCUGCAGAUACAGCAGCCAAGGCGUUCAAUCCUGCCCCCGCUCCCGCAGGUGGACCUGAAGGGGAAAGGCGGCAAGCCGUUUGCGGUUCCCAGACGAGGUCCUGUGACUCUCCAGCCAGAGAAGUUAGAUGUUCGGAGAACAAACCACCCUCUCCCACGACCCCAGACCCCCAGGCCGUGACUUCGGUGGCGCCUCAACCAUCCCGCCUCCCUAGCGGAGGGUCCACGUUUCCUCCGGAUCCGGAGAAGAUGCUGCCGCCAGCCCAGCCUCAGGGGUCAAGGUUCAGAGAAGUGAGCACGAUGACCAGCCGAGCUGAAAAUGAGAUCAAGCAAGCUCCGCCCAGGGCUCAGCAAGACGCUGAGGUGCAGGCGGUGGCGAGUGUCGAGAGCAGAUCCGUGUCCACCAGCCCCAGCAUUCUCACCGCGUCCUUAAAGGAAACCCCUGCUCCAGAGCAGUUCCAACAAGAGCAGCUGCGUGUCGUCUGCCGCGGCAGCGGCCGCCUAAGCCGCACAUUGGAGCUGUCUGCCAGCACCCCAGCCCCCCGGGAGGCGGGUCGGUGCCUGGGCACCACGCCAGAGGUGCACAUCCAGCCAGCCGCGGCUGUUUCUGCAGCUUUCCGGGGGCAAGGUACAUCAGUGAGCCCGCCGGCUGAGGUCCUUAAAAGCUCAUCAACCAAUGUGGCAUCCAGUAAUGCUCAGGCUACAUGUAAAGAAGAUGGGAGGUCAGCAGGAAUGACCCAGGUGGGGCAAGAGCCCGCCUCUAGACAGCUUUGGGGUACUAAUUCUACCUCCCUGAAAGCUAGCCUCGGUGACCAGGUUUCUGUCAGUGCAGGAUGUCAAGCUGAAACAAGUCACGGAUUAGGGAAAUCUGAAACGAAGCCAUCUGAGUUUGCAGCGGAAACCACCAACGGCCACACACCAGACCCAGACUGGAAACUCUCCAACUCCUGUGGCCCUGCCAGCAGAGCUGACCAGUCCGGGAACUUGGAUCUCACGAAUCAAGGGGACGCAAGAGAGAAGAAGCUUGCAUCUCCUCAGAUAGUAAGAGAACAAGGAUCUCCUGGCAUCGAUAUCCUGGACCCGAGGGCAAGGGCAGAGGCCAAAAGCGUACUGCUCAAUCCUAAAUCUCCAGAAAGUAGAGGUACCGCCCCAGCGGCGAGUCCUACACCCUCCCCAGUUAGGAGGAGCCAGGAGGGCAGCGUGGAAGAAAACAGACAGCCCAAGACAGCCACCAGCCUAAGCCUGCCGUCUGACUCGAUGGGGGACUCCAGUCCCGGUUCUGGCAAGAGAACCCCUUCUCGCUCCGUCAAAGCCAGUCCCCGCCGGGCCAGCCGGGUCAGCGAGUUCCUCAAGGAGCAGAAGUUAAACGUGACGGCAGCUGCCGCCCAGGUGGGACUCACUCCGGGAGAGAAGAAGAAGCACCUGGGUGCUGACUCCAGGCUGCAGUUGAAACAGUCCAGGCGUGUCCGGGACGUGGUGUGGGACGAGCAGGGCAUGACCUGGGAGGUGUACGGCGCUUCCCUGGACCCAGAGUCCCUGGGCGUCGCCAUCCAGAACCAUUUACAGCGACAAAUCAGGGAACACGAGAAAUUAAUCAAAGGUCAAAACAGCCAGAGCCGGAGAUCCAUCUCCUCGGAUACUUCUUCAAAUAAAAAGCUCAAAGGCAGGCAGCCCAGUGUUCUGCAGACCAUGUUGCAGAACUUUCGACGGCCCAACUGCUGCGUUCGUCCCGCUCCUUCUUCUGUGUUAGAUUGAAAAGGAACAUGUACGGGAGCCCUUGUAUACUUUUACGGUCUUCAUAGAUAUCCCUCUGUCUAUGUCAAAGCUUACUUAGUGUUUUCUGAGAGACCAGGAAGAGAAAGCAUUAACUUGAGGAAACUGCUAUUAAGGAUCGUGGCGUCCUUUGAUUGGGGGUCCAUAAAUAAUACAUCAUUUCAGUUUGAAAGAAAGAAAAGAAGCAAGCUUCACUGACGGUUUACGACCUUAAUUAAGAGGAAAUAACAUUCAGUGGGUUUUUUAAUAUGAUGUUGCUUGUAGAAUAACAUGAUCAUUACACGUGUCAUUUUGUAUUACUCACUCAAUUUAUCACACUGUGGUAUUUGCAUUAAAAUCCCUGUAUUAUAUUAAAAAUAGCAAAAACACUCUUAGCAAAAACACGGUUAUACUUUCUAGUCCAUUGCAAUAAGAAUGCUGAUACCACACAAAAUUCAAGUAGGUGAUGAGAAGUAUCAUGUAAAAAAUGGAAACAAAUUUGACUCAUUCCUCGGCCAGAAGAUAAUAAAUAAAAGCAUUUAAAUGCAUAAAAUGCCAAAUAUGAAGUAAUAUUUGUAAACAUCUGCAGAUAACCCUUUUUAUGAACCUUGUUAUACCCGUUAAUAAACGUAAGAAAGUCAUAUUAGAAAAAAAAUUAGCACAGCAUUUGACUAUGAAUACCGCCCACAUAAAACAUGAAUUUAUGUAUACACGUUUUCCUGCACUGAAGGAAAGGGUCAUCUCUGUGAUUGUAACUAGAUUAAAUUCAUAUUUCCUUACCCUAGAGGAAGUACGUGUGACUGAAUUCUUGAAGAGAGUCCUCAAAUUAUUGAUAAUACUAAAUUUUAUGUUGUUCAGGUGUUCUCCGAUGACAUUCUACUGAGAAAGUUAUGGUUCUGGUAAGGAAUUAUAAAUAGCCAAUUACCAAACACUUUUUUCUAUGUUGAAAAAAAGAAAGCCUCCUGAGUAACAAAAACAAGAGGUUUAACUGAGACUCCUAUAAACAGGAUUCAUUUUUUUGUUUUGUUUUGAUUUGGUUCAGUAGCUUCUCAUAGAAAAUGUAGUCAAAUAGAAAUGAACUCACUUACUGUUUUUGUAUUUAGACUAAUAUCGUCUAAUUACUUAAGUCUAAUCUGUGGCAAAAAGGUAACCUCUGCAAGCCUCUUGAUUUUAAGAGAAAUACCAUCAUAUCUCAUCCUUCAAACCCAAUAAAAGAAGCCGCCUUUACAAAAACAUGGUUUGAGCUUUGGGCGGGCUUGGUCCUUGAGAACACAGGCACCUGUUUGAGCUGAGCCCUCAGCUGUCUCCGUAGGGGAGCGUGUCCCUGGGGUCCCUGAGUGCUGUGCAGGGCACUGGGCUGGGGUGACCAACAGUGGCUUGAGUCAGGGUAGUGAGGAAGAGGGGAGUGACCGAGGGUCCUUGAAAGGCUUCCCCUCCUGGACCUGCAGGGAGGUUGCUGGUUUCCACCUUGCUUUUAGAAAAUCUCUGUUAGAGGUUGGAGGGACAUUGGCUGCCUUCUCUAAACGCACUGCCCUUGAUGAGCCAGAAAAGAUUGUCUGGCCGUGUAUUCUCUCUCCAGAGAUUCAUAAAUGCCAUUUGUGCGGUAAAUGCACAGUUUCUGUUUUGGCUUUUUUUUUUUUAAAUUCUCUUUUGAAGAUUCUGAAUAUAUGGGGGUGCGGGGAUCUCAUACGUAAACUUUAACACCACAAGCUACACUGGACAUAACCUAAAUUAGUAAAUAGCCAUUGAUUCCUUUCAAAGCCAUUGGACUGUCGAUGAAGCCUGUAUCAGUAGACCAGUCACAGCAUUCUCAGAGCCGGAGAAUGGCAGAGUUGUUAGACUUGAAACUUACAAUGAAUGUUUUAAUAGAGCACAUGUUUCAGUUUCUUACCAAUUGGCCUCUAGUAAGAAAGCUAUCUAAAGUAGAAAUUACCGUCAAAUUAGCCGUCAAAUUAUUAUUAGUGAAUUGAGCCUAAAACUCUCUUUUGACCUUAAAUACCCAUGUGUCGUAGUGUUCAUGUCACGUCUGUAGAAGAUGCCUUUGCCAGUAUGUAACCUCCCUCCUCUCUCGCUCACUGUCUCCCUCACACGUGCUGUGUACACACGGAGAACACCUUCUGUACACGGUGGCAGCUGUCAGCAGUACCCAUUCCAGACGGGCGGGCCCCAGGUCACCCUCUGCUCUGAACUGGCUAGAACAGGCUGUUCCCUGCAUUAAAAUAGGAGGAGGAAAGGAAGAAUUCAGCAUCUGGUAAUAAUAUUUGUUUUCAUGAGUUUGGAGUAACCACAUGAUUUAUAAAUAGUAAAAGGAAACAGAGACCGAAGAGAGUUGUAGGCAUUUGUCACACAUUAAAAAUAAAUUAAUAAAAUAUAAUAAAUUAAAACUGAAUUUGGUGUUGUAGAUAUGCCCCUCAAAUUAAAGCUUAAUGUGUGAUGCAGUCACUUUAGCUGACUUUCUUUGGGACUGAAACUAACCUUUACUUCUUAAUCUUUCAUUUUUUACUUUCGAUCUUUACCACACUCUAAAGACUGUCACAAAAUGUUAUGAAAGCUUUCUUCUCGCUUGCUGAAUCUUAUAGAAGGAACAGCUUUGAAAAACAAGUCACAGAAGUAGUUCGUUCAGUGAACAGGAGCCUGUUUAAGACCGCAGUGUUUCUGCAUUAUGAUCCCCCAAGGACCCUCAGGACAAAACCUUGAUUUGAAAAUGUUCUUUCACUUCGAUCUGUGACACAGCAUACACAUUCAGGACAUCAUCUGUGGUUCCUUAGGUUCAUUCAACAAAUGAAGUUUCAAAAUAAUUUUCAUGGCAGACUUUUUGAACUUGUUCUUCUUUUCCUUACCUGCAUGACACACAUCGGGUUGAAAGCUGUUUUUCUCCUUAAUUUCUUUUAGUUAUGUUUUGGUCCUUUUUAAUGCAUUUUAGUUGUUGAAAUAAAUGGAGGAGAUAUUUUAUUAAGUAAAUAAGUAUAAGAUAUUUUUUAAACCAGUAGCAAAGGAGAGAUGAGUUCGAACAUCUAAAUGUUUAAAAUGUGAAGAUGCUUACCCAGCGAAUAUUAGGAUUUUUAAUUUAAAUAUUGAUUUUUCUAUCUUUCUGACUAUACGAAAAAUGGGAUCGCUUCAACUGUCAUAUCUAUGUAUCUUCAGUGCUUUUCUAAUUAUGUCUUUCUGGAUUAUUACCCUUGAUGCCGCAGACCAACUACUUUAUGUACAGUAAAAUCCUAAUUAAGCUUUGUGUUUUGGAUCAGUGGUAUAAGUUAAACAUUUUGUUAGGUCAAGGUUAACCAGAAACCUUUUUAUUUGCAUCCAAAAUUUAUAAAAAUAUUUAUAAAAAAUAUUACUGUGUUUUCCUACCUUGACAAGUCAGCUAUAUUGACUACAAUUUGAUUUUUGAUGACGUUUAAUCUUUAGAGUUGUCUAAUAUUUAUUAUUUUGGAUACCAUUGUUCUCCAUGUUAGAGGUUAAAUAUCAUAAUUGAAGUAAAUUGGACCAAAUAUGCAUGUGUAACAUAUACCUAGAGGUUGAAUUUUGGAACCAAAUUCUUAAUAGGAGCUUAUCUUAAAGUAGACAGCAGAAGAGGAAAACAGCUUUGGGUUGCAUUUCAGAGUAUUAAGGUUUUAUAGUUCCUAGCUUAUUCUAAUGUUCUUCCUCUCAUCUCUAGGAGUUCCUAUCAUUUGGGGAAUACCUGUAUAUAUACCACAUGAAGACUAGAAUACGAUGUGACUUUAAAAUUUGUUUACAGAGGACAUAUAUGAGUAUGCUGUUAAUGUAAAUUGUUUGGCUCUGUUGUAUCCACUUCGUUACUGUUUUGCUGCCAACAUGUGAGAAAUUGUCUUCUCUUCCUCCUACAUAUUGUGCAAGUGUUAAAAAAUUUGUCCAUUUCUAGUACCACAUAAUUUACCACAUCCCUCGUCUACUUUUGAAGAAUCAGUAUAAAGAAAAACAAUACAUUAGGGUAAGGUUUGCAUAUAUGUAUAUGUGUUUUUACUGAAAAUUGGGCACUUGUAGCCUUGUGUAGGCCUCUACCGGUCUGACUUACUAAUCAUCUACAAUGCUGCCAUGGAGAUGGCGCUGUUUACUCUCUCCAGCUUUGUCCGAAGUGGUAUUUGAGAAAUGAAGCCUGUGAACUUCCCUUUGUGAUAGUAAUACUAUGAACUCGGCAGUAUCUUGGAUAAAUGAGCUGACCGUCUUGUCUCUACCCCUGUUUUGUCUACACCGUGAAUCAGAAGUCUUGCCCACGUCUGCCUCAGUGUUUGCUAUUUUAUAUUCAUAUCUGAGCAUUUUGUUUUCUGUUAGCAAUGUUCUUUGAUUCCAUGUGUGGCCCCUUUGGGUUGAAUCUCUCCACAGGUGGGUCACCUGCUGCCACCUGGCAAAUAACAGGUGAUAAUGCCGAAUCUCCUGUCCAUCUUUGUAACUAUAUCCUUCUUAAUGAAAUUCUGCAACCGGCUGAGUAAUUAUAAAUGUCAUCUGUGCUGACACAUGGGCUUAACGAUGUCUACAAAAUUUUAGACAUUUUUGCAAAAGGGAAAAAAAAUAGUCUUGUAAAGACUGAAACAGAUUUCCUUGAACUUUAUCCUACUCUUGGAAAAAACGACUUCUCCUUGGCUACAGAAGUAAACUUGAUUUGCAAUAGCCAGGGACAUAAAUGAAGAUGGAUGGAGGUGGAACAGUUCUGUCUCACAAUCAGUGACAUCUGCCAGAGUUCAUUACAGCUGCUCUUAACUGUGAACAUUCACCAGCUAAACUACUCACUAGCCACAACCAAAUAACCUCUCUCAAAGCAAAUCCAAUACAUCUGUAUAUAUGUAUAGAUUAAAAACAACAACAACAACAACAAAAAACCCUGAAAAAUUACUGUUGGCUAUUAGGUAAAUCAAGGUGAUGAUUACAAAGGACAUUGAAAUAACAGCAGGCCUUGGUGAAAUGACUGUGGAGGCCAGAAUGGUGCAACAAGAUGUUAUUCCCAAGUUUGGUGUGUGUUUUUUUUAAGACCCAGAUAUCUCAGUUACUCAUCAUGAGAAUAAAGACUGUUGAUAAUGAAAUUAAAGCCAAGCAAUAAUGUGCCAAAAAGAGGCAGUUAUACCAGCAAGUGCAUCUAUCAUGGGCGCACCAUUAUAUAAUUAUGGUUUGCUCCAUGAAGACUGACCGUAACCCACAGGGUAAAAUAAGCAAAGGCAUAAUGUCUGCUUUCUUGCCGGAAAAACUCGUUUAGGAGCUCCAUAAAGAGGUACAGCACUCGUGAGCAUUAGGUUUUAUGGUUAACAGCUCUGUUUUAACACUAGCCAAGACCGAAGGAAUCACCAAGAAUCUUGCUAGCUUAAAACUCAAGACAGCUCCAACCCGAAACUUGGUUGAAAUGGAGGGUUAGAUGUCUGGUGAUUACUCUUCCUGGACACUAGCCUGUAGGAAAGCAAUUCAGUUAACUCUGCCUAGAGGAUUACCAGCUUUAGCUAUGAAAAAAAAAAAAAAAAGGGAGGUUCUCAAAUGCUAAAUAACUAAAAUGAGAGUACUCAUAUCAAAAGGGGCCUGAAAUAAUGCCUUACAGAAAAUGAUGUUCCAGAUGGGUGUUUCUAAAUACUAAUUCUUCAUCAAGUAUCCUUUGGGGUUCAAGCUCAAAAUCGAUUGGCUGGAAUAAAGAUCACAUAUUUCACACUUCAGAAAAAGAUACUGAUGGUCAACUGGCAUGGUGAUAAUUAUGACGAGAGAUACCCUAGUGACUUAAGUGUGUUAAGGAGAAUUAAAUGUGGGAGAAAUGCCAACUUCUUUCUCAAUCUCUUAAGAUGUGGGUAGGUCAUCGGCUUAUUUCAGGGUGAAAAUGAUAGCUUGAUUUUUAACAUUGCUGCUAGCAUUACUCUUUGUUCCUUUGAAAAAUUAAAUUAUUCUUCAGCAAAACUUCUGAGCAGUUAAACAUUUUUUUUUUCUGGUUCAUAUUGCUUUUGUGUUAUGUAACAGAGCAAACUAUGGAAUGAGCAGAGUGGGCUUACCCAUGUUUAUCAGUAUCUCUUAAUGAGUUCAGUUUAGACUUCUUGGCAUUUAUUUUAACCACAUCUUUGAGUAAAUUAUUUUCCAUAAUGCUUUCUGUCAUGUCUUAAGAUGAUGUUGGUAAAUCAGGAGAUUGCAGUAUUACAGUCCCUACAGGGGAGGAGAGACUAAUUCUUGUUUUUAAGGGCAUCUGGAAAUACCUUUGCCUGAGGUCGAGAAAGGUCAACAGGGCCUGAAAACUCAAGAAGGAAAUAUACUAACAAUUACUACUACAUUUCUAAAUGUAUUUAUCUCUGCUGUACUAACGUGUGAACACUAUGUGGUGCAUUAUUACACUGUAGCUGGUUGUGGUACGUCAGUACAUUCUGUAAGUGUGUACAGUGUGUAAGUCAUUGGUUUUCUAUUUUUAUGUGUAGAAAAAAAUAACAUACUGUAUCCCAUUUUAAGGCCAAGCUCUGUCAUUAGGUAGGCACAUGGCUGAAAGUGAAUAAAACCAACAAAAGUGUGUGUGUGUGGGUGUGUGUGUGAAGUAACAGAAUUUGUCCUUUCAUUUUUGAAGGUCAGAAAUGGCUGUUGUUUUUGUUCUUUGAAUCCUCUCCGAGAGUAGAUAACAUAAUUAUCACAAAGGUUGAACGUAGUCAUCAGUUCAUUGGCAUGUUACUAAAUAUGCCAGGGUUAAUUCCCCACCAUUAGUCACAGGUAAGGUCAGUUCUUUGACCACUGGGUUGAUUUACAUUCCUCACACAUCUUCUCUGUGUUAAGUGUGUGAUUAGGAUGUACAUACUAUGGGUGUGAUUGUGUACAUACCUUGUAUGAAUUAUCUGAAUCUUCAAAGCAGUGCAGGAAAGCAGGAAGAAGAAACAGUUGUUCAAAAGCCUCAAAAGGGCUAAUCAAUGUGUAUUUUCAUUUUCUACACAUAAAAAUGUAUACGUAACAUAACUGUAAAUAGCUUAGCCGCCUAUAUAUGCACACAUAAAUGCAUUUUAUUCAUACUGGUAUAUUUAAAUCAAUCACGAAUUAAAACAACUAAUUGAAAAUGGCAUCUUUUCAUGACUGUUCUGUUUUACAUAUAUUAAUAUCAGGUCAGAUGCUCCCCAUUAAAUGGUGUUACUCCCUGGUAGCAGAUUUGGCGCUUAGGAAAGCCCAGACCCACUGAGUCACGAAAAUCUAGUAGGUAUCUUACUGAGGCACAGACAGGUACUUGAGCAGCUUCAAAGAUUUAAUGCUGUUCUUUAAGCGCCUAAUUUUAUAUGUGGAAAUGACAAACACCAGGGAAAACCAAUUAUGUUUCAUAGACUUCAUUUGUGCAUUUAUUAGUAUGUUUAUUUGCACAGGCUGAUAAAAGCCCUACAUUUUAGAGAUGUAUCCCUAGAUUUCAAAAGAGUGUAUAAUCACUCGAAGUGAAACAUGAUUGCCGGCAUUAUUCUCUUGAGAUCAACAAAACAACGUUUAGCAACGCCAAAGAGAAGUCAUAGAGUAAAAAUUUUAUUUUUUAAAAUUAUAGAUGCUGGUAGAAUAACAGGAGACUAGCAAUUAGGAUUUCCUUAAGAUGGACUCAAAUAAAUUACUAUUAUUGACAACAGGUGUUACCGUAUGGACUGGAUAACAAGAUUAGAGUCCUUAGCCAGCAAAUGCCAACACUGGAUGACCUUUGUCAAUUUAUCAUAAUUCCAAUCAGUGAAUCGAUGUUGUUUUAGUUUCUCUCAUUUCUUUGAAAAGGAAGUACUCUAUUAGACAUCAAAAAGUCUAAUCUGGUUCCUAAAACCUAAUACGAUUUGACCCCCAUUCCUUGCCACUAAAAAUUAUGUUGGCUGGAUGUUAGGUUGAAGUUAUGAAUAGAAAUACCAGAAUUGCCCAUUAAUAGAAAAUUCUGUGUGGCAAAGUACAAAUAUAACCACUUCUCAGUAGAAAGUUAAUAAUACCAUUUAAUACAUAUUCAUAUUUUAAAGACUGAAUGUACCAUCUUUAUAUCUUAGAUUUUAAAAAAAAAGGUUAACAACCAUAAGAACAAUACAAUUACAACUCUAGCUAGCUGUGUUUUUUAACUACUAAAAUCAUCCUUCUUUAUAAGAGCAGCAUACAUGAAAUCUUGAUGUCAAUAUCUACUGUUGCUUAAAAGAUAAAUUUAUGUAAUUAUUUUGGAAGAUAUGUAUUAAUUUAAGUGCCAACCAGAAAAAUUAUAGCUGUCAAUAUAAGAAUCAUUUAUGUGUGUAAAUACUCAAAAGAGAAAGACCAAAACUGUAGUGUGAUGUUAAAUCACUGAAGAAACGGUAAUAUUUAAAAUGAAAUUCCAUUUAUGAAUGUAUCAAUAUUAGAAUCUAAAGCUAUGUCUUUUCAUGAUGUCGAUAUACAAAGGUCAUUAAAUUGUUUAUUUAAGAAAGUCCCCAUCCUCCGGAAAUCGACCUACCAAGAAAAUUUCAUUUGCUAGAAAAGUUGGAAUGUUAUGAUAGAUCAAGAUUUUGAAAUUGCCUACACAUCCACCCUCAUUUUGGAUUUGAUUUUUGAAUAGAUGAAUGAAUGAAAUUCAAGUGAUGACUUAGUUUAACCCUCGAAAAAAUGUCAAAUAUGAUUUUUUUGCAUUUUAC